CUCGACUGUGUCUUUUGCUGUUCUUUUGCUCGGCCUGUAAUACUAGCACAUAGCCACACACGCACAACAUGGCCUCGACAAUUCCCUCGACCCAGGCCGCCUCGCAGCCCAGCUUUGUCAAGCUCGAACCGUCAUCGUCAUUAUGGGAUCGCAUCACUGGCUGGGCCUCGGAGCACAAGGCCGCUGUCUACACCAUUGCCGGUGUCACUCUGGUCGCCACCGGUGCCGGAAUCUACUACUACACAUCCGAGUCGGCUCCCACGCCGCAAGAUCUUGAGGCUGCCGCAGAGAAGAAGAAGGCUCGCAAAGAGAACAAGAAGGCCAAGAAGACUGCACAGAAAGAGCAGAAGUCUCCCACACCCGAGACCAAGCCUCAAGAAAAGCCCCAACCGGCAUCAGUACAGAGCGAGGAUGAAGUUCCCGAGGUGACAGAAUCAAUGGUCGGAAGCCUGUCGGAAGACACCAAGAAGGACUAUGCUGCCAAGCUCAAGGCCGCUGGUAACAAGGCCUACGGAUCAAAGGAUUACAACCGCGCAAUCGACCUGUACGGUCAGGCCCUGCUGUGCAAGGCUGACCCCGUCUUUUACUCAAACCGUGCCGCAUGUUGGAACGCCAUGUCUAACUGGGAGCGCGUUAUCGCAGACACUACUGCCGCCGUCAAUCUCGACCCCGAGUACGUCAAGGCCUUGAACCGCCGCGCACACGCCUACGAGCAGACCGACAAGUACAGCGAAGCCCUGCUCGAUUACACUGCUAGCUGCAUCAUUGACGCGUUCCGCAACACACAAGCCGCCGAGGCUGUCGAGCGCCUCCUCAGAAAGGUCGCCGAGAACAAGGCAAAGGCCAUCAUGGAGAAGAAGCAGCGCCGCCUGCCGAGCGCCACCUUCAUCACCAACUACCUCCAGAGCUUCCGCGACAGACCUCUUGCCGAGUCGAUUGCCGAGAGCGCCGAUUUGGCCGAGAACAGCGGAAAGUGGUGGUUCCGCAAGGGUCUGUUGGCAAUGGACAAGAAGACGGGCGAGGGCUACAACGAGGCCGCCGAGGCUUUCGAGAAGGCCAUCGAGGCUGGUGACUUGAGCGACAACGAGGCUUUCGCAUACAACAUGCGCGGUACCUUCAAGUACCUGCGCGGCGAGACCGAGGCUAUUGACGACCUGAACAAGAGCAUUGAGCUGGACGCCACUUUGACACAGAGCUACGUCAAGCGCGCCAGCAUGCACCUCGAGGCUGGUCGUCGUGACGAGGCCGCAAAGGACUUUGAAGACGCCAUCAACCAGAACGACAAGGACCCCGACGUUUACUACCACCGCGCUCAGCUCAACUUCAUUCUCGGCGAUUUCCCAGAGGCAGCUAAGGACUACCAAAAGUCGAUCGACCUUGAUCCCGGUUUCAUCUUCUCCCACAUCCAGCUCGGUGUUACCCAGUAUAAGAUGGGCAGCAUCGCCUCAUCCAUGGCCACUUUCCGCCGCUGCAUGAAGAACUUCGACAAGGUCCCCGACGUCUACAACUACUACGGUGAGCUGUUGCUCGACCAGCAGAAGUACCAGGAGGCCAUUGAGAAGUUCGAGACUGCCGUUCAGAUGGAGCAGAAGGAGCGUGUUACUGGCAUGAACGUCUUGCCCUUGAUCAACAAGGCACUCGCUCUGUUCCAGUGGAAGCAAGACUUCAAGUCUGCUCAGGAGCUGUGCGAGAAGGCUCUGAUCAUCGACCCCGAGUGCGACAUCGCCGUUGCCACCAUGGCCCAGCUCCUCCUCCAGCAAGGCAAGGUCCCUGAGGCCCUCGAGUACUUCGAGAAGGCCGCCGAGCUCUCCCGCACCGAGGGCGAGAUCGUCAACGCCCUUUCCUACGCCGAAGCCACCCGCACCCAGCUCGAAGUCCAGGAGAAGUACCCCCAGCUUGCCAACAGAUUGCAGGGUAUGCCCACCUCAGCCAACAACAUGCGGUAAACGGUUGUCAAAAGCAUGAAGGAUGAGAGAACAAUCAUUAAGGAAUGCAUAAUUCGAUCGAGGACGAAGAACACACGAACGAACAUUGGAAUUGAAAGGGUGUAAGUUUGACUGCAAAAAGGAGGAGCGGAUGCGCAAAAAUCGUUGUUGUGUUUUUUCCGAUAGCUCUCCUCCCACAUCACCACCACUAUUGUACAUUAUAUUCU
Aureobasidium pullulans EXF-150 is the source of this 2152-nucleotide messenger RNA. RefSeq names its product putative mitochondrial outer membrane translocase receptor. Gene Ontology annotation, molecular function: protein binding; protein-transporting ATPase activity. The transcript is spliced from 3 exons. Gene Ontology annotation, biological process: intracellular protein transport. NCBI's taxonomy places the organism in Eukaryota, Fungi, Ascomycota, Dothideomycetes, Dothideales, Saccotheciaceae. The record is from RefSeq and is a predicted model, not a curated record. The coding region runs from base 69 to 1946 and encodes 625 amino acids. Gene Ontology annotation, cellular component: mitochondrial outer membrane.